Messenger RNA from Saccostrea echinata, 3348 nucleotides. RefSeq lists its product as uncharacterized. The transcript has 2 exons. Gene Ontology annotation, molecular function: zinc ion binding. Lineage: Eukaryota; Metazoa; Mollusca; Bivalvia; Ostreida; Ostreidae. The record is from RefSeq and is a predicted model, not a curated record. The coding region runs from base 61 to 3348 and encodes 1095 amino acids.
CACUAGGAGUCAGCAUGGACACACUAUAGGAGUCAGCAAGGACACACUAUAGGAGUCAGCAUGGACACACUAGGAGUCAGCGCCCAGUGUAAAGUACGACAGUGUUCUCAAUGUCAGGGUGAUACAGAAUUCUACUGUAACACGUGUAAACAUGACCUGUGUCUACAGUGUAAAGAGAGACAUGUUAUUGAUCUAGAUACCAUAUACCACGAUGUUGUGAUUUACCGUGAGAAGCAUGAAUACAUUCUGAAACAAGAGACCUGUGUGAGACAUCCAGACAUAAUCUAUGAAAUGUUCUGUCAUUCUUGUGAACUUCCUGUUUGUGACAAAUGUAAAGAACACAGAAAUCAUCAAAUACAGGACGUUAGAACAGCUUAUAUAUCAAACCGUCAAAAACACAGAGAAAUCGUUCACAACAUCAGAAGUGAGACUCUUUAUAACAGUUGCUGUGUCUUGGCUGGAAUCAAAACUGAUUUGAAAGCUUGUCAUAAAGAAAUCUGCAACCGUCAGUCAGAGAUGUUAAUAAAAGCCCAGAAACUAAGAAACCUCAUAUACACUGUGAUGUGUGAUGUAAAAAUCAGACACAAAAGAUUUAUGUAUACUUUACAACAACAGAGGAGAAAAAUAAACAAACAUCUUGCCAGCAUAGAAAACUUUGAACACAGAUCUGACCAGUCAGCAAACAGACCGCUAGAAUUCCUCAUAGUCCUAAAAAAAAACCGUGUACACAAGAUAAAGGACACUCCUAAUCUCACACAAUAUGCCCUGGUCUGCCUGAAUGAAGAAAUCAACAUGGAGGAUGUAAUUGAUUUAGGUGAAAUCCAAAUCCUAGAGAAAGGAAAAAGAAAAGUAAGAAAUGAAUGUUUGCUGAAACUGAUGCCUUCGUCCAAGUUACACAGAUCUGUCACAAUGACAGGUGAAAUAUAUCAUAUUUCUGGUGUGACACCAGACCAAGUGUGGAUCAGUGAUGGUAAAAAUCUUUUCUUGAUAAACAAAGAGGGUGACAUUCUACGUCAUCUGACAGAUGUAAUUAGUGUGUGGGGACAACACACAGUGAACCUUACCGGUGAUCUUAUUUAUAUAGACCGGUAUGAAAAAGUUAUCAAGCUCUCUAAAGAUAACAGAACGAAGUCCACACUGAUAAAGAAAUCAGAAUCAUGGAUACCACAGUGUGUCUACUCCUCCCACUUCAAUGGCGAUUUGCUGGUCGGGAUGCAGUCCUAUAAAAAAGGCAUAAUAACACGUUAUAAUGACACAGGACAACACAAACAGACAAUACAGCAUGGAAACACAGGUCAGGAACUGUAUUCUGAUCCUAUCUACAUCACAGAGAACCGCAAUGGAGAUGUUAUUGUGUCUGAUAUUGAUGGUGAUCAUGGCGCUGUAGUGGUGACAGAGCGUGGAGGAAGACAUCGCUUCUCCUACACAGGACCUCCAUCAGGAUCACAACUAUUUCCAUUAGGAAUCUGUACAGACGGUUUGUCACACAUUUUGGUGUGUGAUGGUAUCACCAGCACAGUACAGAUGCUUGACAAGGACGGUCUCUUCCUGUCACUGAUACUGACACGACAGCAAGGGAUAAACGGACCUAUGAGCCUGAGUUAUGACGAUAAAACUCAUCUUCUCUGGAUUGGACGAUGCUACGGGGAAAACAGAGUGUGUGUAUAUAGAUACAUAGAGAGGCAGGACUUUAAGCUUGCUGUCCUUCCGAAUGAGACCAAUUACAUCAUGCAUUUACGAUUCAGCGCCCAGUGUAAAGUACAACAGUGUUCUCAAUGUCAGCGAGACACAGAAUUUUACUGUAAAUCAUGUAAAUUUGAUCUGUGUCUGCGAUGUAAAGAAAUCCAUGUUAUAGAUCUGUGUACCAUGUACCAUGAUGUUGUGAUUUACCGUGAGAAAUAUGAAUACAUUCCAAAACAAGACAUCUGUAUGAGACAUCCAAACAGAGUCUGUGAAAUGUUCUGUCACUCAUGUCAACUUCCUGUUUGUUUCCAAUGUACGGAACACAGAAAACACCAAAUAUUGGACAUUAGAUCGGCAUAUAAAGCAAACCGUCAACAAUACAGAGAUAUCAUUCACAAAAUCAGAAGUGAGACAAUCUACAACAGCUGUUUUCUCUUAGCAGGAAUUAAAACUGAUUUAAAAUCUUGUAACACAAAGAUCUCCAACCUUCAAUCAGGGAUGUCAACAAAAGCCCAGAGACUAAAGGACCUCAUUGACACUGUGAUAUGUGAUGUUAAAAUUAGACACAAAACCCUUAUUCAUAGACUACAACAACAGAAGAGAAACCUUGCUAUCAUAGAGAACUUUGAAGACAAAUUUGAACAGUCACUAAGCAGACCUGUAAAUUUUCUCCUGUUCCUAAAAAAGCCUCGAGUUCCAAGGAUGAAGGACUCUCCAAAUCUUACACAACACCGCAUACUCUCUCUGGAGGAAAUCAACAUGGACGACGUGAUGAAGCUAUUGAGUGAAAUCAAAACAAUAGAGAUAGGAAAAAGACAAGUAAAAAAUGAAUCUCUACUGCAAAUGAUUUCUAAGCCCAUGUUACACAGAUCUGUCACAGUGAAAGGUGUAAGUAGUGUAACACACAUUUCCUCUUUGACGCCAGACCGGAUAUGGAUUAGUGAUGGUAGGAAUCUCAUCUUGACAAACUCAAAGGGUGACACACUGCAUCAUUUGACAGAUAUAAAUAGUAUAUGGGGAGUACACACAGUGAACAUGACUUGUGAUCUUAUUUAUAUAGACAGUGAUGGUAACAUAAACAAAAUAUCCAAAGAUAACAACACAAAAUCAUCUCUAAUUAAGACAACAAAUCAGGAUAGGCCAUGCUGUGUCUAUAGCUGCCCCUCCAAUGGGGAUCUACUGGUCGGGAAGCGUAGUAAGGUUACAAGGUAUAAUGAAACAGGGCAGCACAUCCAGACAAUAAGAUAUGACAACAAAGGUCAGCAAAUGUAUAGAUGGCCUAGAUUCAUGACGGAGAACAACAAUGGAGAUGUUAUUGUGUCUGAUUUACGUGGUAUUGUAGUGGUGACGGAACGUGGAGGAAAACAUCGCUUCUCCUACACAGGACAUCCUUCAGAAUCAAGACUAUAUCCACAAGGAAUCUGUACUGACGCACUGUCACACAUCCUGGUGUGUGAUGGUUACACCGACUCAGUACACCUGAUUGACAAGGACGGUAACUUCCUGUCACUGACACUGUCAUUACAACCAUGGGUAUACCGACCACACAGCCUGAGUUAUGAUGAAAAAAGUCAUCUUUUCUUGGUUGGAUUAUGGAACAACAACAGAUUGUGUAUAUUCAGUUAUGUAGAGAGAAAGAAAUAUAUAAAAGGUCAUUCUAUUUAG